Messenger RNA from Nakaseomyces glabratus, 1308 nucleotides. RefSeq names its product Tec1p (gene TEC1). Gene Ontology annotation, biological process: regulation of transcription by RNA polymerase II. Gene Ontology annotation, cellular component: transcription regulator complex. NCBI's taxonomy places the organism in Eukaryota, Fungi, Ascomycota, Saccharomycetes, Saccharomycetales, Saccharomycetaceae. Gene Ontology annotation, molecular function: DNA-binding transcription factor activity, RNA polymerase II-specific; RNA polymerase II cis-regulatory region sequence-specific DNA binding. The record is from RefSeq and is a predicted model, not a curated record.
AUGACUGUCUCAAAUGACAGCUCGGUAUCAGAUAGGUACAAUAUGAAUAACUCUACCAGCACAAGUAAUGUCAGCAGCUCAAAUAGCACCGGCAGCAGCAACAGCAGCGGCCACACACAGACCACCGGCAGCGACAACAAGUGGCCCAUGGACAUCGAGUCCGCCUUUGUCGAAGCUCUGGGCCUCAUCAUCAAGAAUGGUACUUCGAAGAUUAAAAUCAGAGACCGUAACUACGGCCGUAACGAGCUCAUAUCAAUGUACAUAUGGUACAGAAUAGGUAAAUACAGAACAAAGAAGCAGAUCUCCUCCCACAUCCAGGUCUGGAAGAAAUCCCUGCUAACAAAGAAAAAGACCGGCACUUUAACAAACAGCAACGAAAUAUACGUCCUCGACCUGAUAGAAAACGGGCCACAACAGACUGAUGAGUCGACCAGAUAUUUUUACACAUUCUUCGAAAGCAUCAUCUCCACUAUAAUGGGCAAUUACCCGGCUUUUGCAAUUACCCAUAGACCUGUGCUCUGCCCGCCAAACUCCACUUUACCCUUGCCCUUGCCCACAGGCCAGCAGUGGUUUUACGCGCCACAGGAGGGUUACUACUACCAGAAUCAGAACUCGAACUCGAUUAACUACGCAGGUCAUCAAAUGACGCCCAACAAUGGCGGUAACCAGAACCAAAUGGAUUACAUGGCCAAUGACCGAAAUAACAUAGAAAUUAAUAAUAUGAAGCUGAAGUCUGGCAGCGGUAUGCCCAUGAAUACAUUUAAUCAGCGGCAACAAAAUGUACAACAAUUGCCAUAUCCAAUGAUUUCCACCCAACAAGGCCAAAAUAGUCACCAAUUCCUGUAUCAUAAUGGGUCUAAUGUGGAUCAUAAAGUACCCAUGUCUAACACAGGAAAUAGUGCCAAUUUUAAUGGGAACAUCAGCUCCCCACAGUUCAACAACUCUUCAAAUACUCCUGGGGUAAACAACAUGCAUUCUAAUGGAAGUGGAUUCGGAAUGCUGUAUCAAUACCAGCAGUACCCAAACCAAAGCUAUUAUAUGCAGCAAUCUUCACUUCCAAUACCUCCCUCCAUAGUCCAGAACUCAUACACGAAUAACAACACAACCAAUAUAACUACCACUCCUAUGUCUCUACCAAAUGUGAUGUCUCAAUUUGGCCAAAAUGGUCAAUCAAAGACUACAAACAACCUGCCGCCUCCCAUCCGCCAACCAGAUAUACUAAAUAAGGAAAACAAGCCUUUGGUUAAAAAUGAAGAGAUCAACCCAUACAAUGAAAAGAAAGAGGUGCAAGGUAUUCAGUCCAACUGA